Molecule: messenger RNA, 2206 nt
Organism: Ostrinia furnacalis (Asian corn borer)
Lineage: Eukaryota; Metazoa; Arthropoda; Insecta; Lepidoptera; Crambidae
Product: igLON family member 5
Exons: 12
Coding region: 211-1677 (488 amino acids)
Biological process (GO): homophilic cell-cell adhesion; synapse organization
Cellular component (GO): neuronal cell body; plasma membrane; axon
Molecular function (GO): axon guidance receptor activity; protein binding
Source: RefSeq, a predicted model, not a curated record
GUUUCCCGCCAACUUGCACGCGCAGUGACAGUGAAUGAAAAAGUUUUGAGCAGGUUAAUUAAUAACCUUAAUAAACAAACACAAGAAAACCUGGAUUUCUAGCUUAAGGUCUAUGUCAAAUCAACUCUCAAACCAUCAGUGGCUCUGGACGUAGCCAAUGUGACUUAAAAUUAGUGCUAUAAAAGUGACAUAAAUACCAUAAGUGUCAAAAUGGCCGCUCUAAGGACAUUCACCAAGGUUCUGUUGCUGUUCAGCAUACACGAGAUUAGCAGCGAGGACGAGUUUCGCAGCGUGCCAGUGACAGUCAAGACUUAUGAGAAUGAGACUGUUCUGCUGCCGUGUUAUGUGGAAGACGCUGGUGACGUGAAGCUGCGCGUGCGGUGGUACAAAGCGGGCGCAUUGCUAGGCGACAGCGCGGAUGCGCAUACGCUCCUGCCGCCACGAGUGAGGAUGCACGCCAACUACAGCCUGCAGCUCGACCGCCUCGGUGCUAAGGACUCAGCUGAUUAUACCUGCGAGGUGCUGCGGCCAGAACCGUGGGGGCCGAUCAGACAGACACAUACUGUGGAAGUGCAGUACUCGCCAACAGUGAGGACCAUCCCCGACGAUGGGUUCCUGGAGGUCCGCAAAGGGGAGUAUGUGGACAUCGGCUGCGACACCACCGGGACUCCUCCUCCGGUCGUGGAUUGGAGGAAAAACGGCGAGCCAAUGGCGCUGCUAGAACACCGGCAGCGCCUGCGCUUCCGCGCCGAGCACCGGUUGCUGGCGGGCGUCUACGAGUGCGUCGUCAGCAACGGUGUAGGGGACGCCGUGAAGGCUGCCAUCAGGGUUGUGAUCCAUGACGCGCCCGUGGUGUCAGCGGUGCGAAGCUUCGUGCACACCGCGAUAGGGCUCCGCGCCGCGCUGGCCGCACGCUUGGAGUUCGCGGUGCCUCCUGCCAGGACCGCCUGGUAUAGAGACGGCAGGCCGGUGCGGACUGAUGACAGGGUGGUGAUGUUGGUGCAAGACAACAUCCACCAACUGAUCUUCCGAACGGUUCGCGCGGGGGACUUGGGCAACUACACUUUCAGAGCCGAGAACAAGCUGGGCAUGGCCGAUGUGCAGUUCAAGCUUACAGGAGUGCCCAACAUAGCAUCAUUCAAGGUAGACUCCGCGCUGAAUAAAGCUACAUCCACCAGCUUCACCCUCAUUUGGGAAGUGGACUCCUACUCUACGAUUAUCGAAUACAACCUCUGGAUCCGGCCUUACUAUGGCCGCCUGGCCACACCAGAGCCCGAUUCUUUUACCACAGAAGCGCCCGUCAACCGAUGGAGCAGGAUUAUAGUACCGGGAGACGCGCGAGAGGGACCCAUACAUAGUGCGGUGUAUACUGUGAGAGGACUGACGCCCUCUACUGUUUAUGAAGCGAUUGUCACUUCCAGAAACAGAUUUGGUUGGAGUAAACCUUCUGCUGUUUUACAUUUCGCUACGGAACCAGGAGUCGGCAGAACAAUUCCUUCGACUUCUGAGUACACGGACAUAUCGCCGAUGCUCGAAGAAUCGGAACCCGAAGCGCACAACAUUUCCCAGGCGCAAGUUUUCGAACGUAUCAGCGAGCUGUCAAACGCCGGAGCGCGGGAGAACUCGUCUGUCGCCAUUUUGUUGACUGUUAUUUUAUUUUUCCUACAGUUUAGGUAAAAGUUAUGUAUUAAUUUAAGUUUAAGAUGUAAUUUUGGAUACUUUAUUUGUUAAACUAAUGCCCGUUUUCACCAUCAAUCCCUAAUUUUUAAGUGACCCCUAUGUAAACGAAAUUCCUCUUAUUUGUUACCAUAUGGAUCACUUACAAAUUAGGGCUUGAUGGUGAAAACGGGCAUAAGUUUUCUAUUAAUUAGAGUUAUAAGUAUAUUUUUGAUAUCGAUUUUAUUAAUUGUAAAUAUAUUAGUUUGUGAAAUUAGUGAUUAUACUUUAUUAAUUUAUUUUUAACAAUGUUGUUUUAUUGACACUAAAUUUUAUUUCAAAAACUUGAUAUUUAUAUGGAUAUGUCAGUGGUUCAUAAAUAAACAAGUCCUUUUAUUUACGAUUAGGUAUUUAUUUCAUAUGUCAAUACAUUUAUUCAUUUAAACAACCAUUUCUGAAUCGUGCAGUACAUAAUACUGCAGUCGACCUAUUACACAGAUUUGUUACAGUAAACUUUGGUAUUUGUGGUUUUAUUCAUUUAUGCUUAAUA